AGCCGAAAGCGCUGUUGCUACUGGACCGAAGUCCUCGGGUCUUUAUCGGUGCGCUGCUGCAGCUUCGGCGAUCAGGGAAUUCUGUGGAUAGGUGAUGUGUGUAUGUUGAUCUGCAAUCCGUUCCUGCAGCCAUGCACUCUUCCGUGGGGAGGAUCGUCUCCGAUGUCUUCAAUGGACACAAGAGAUGCAUCUUCGCAGUUAUUAGCAAGCGAAAUGCCUCAGAAGCGACGUUUCAAACAAAGCCAUACAAGCUACACAAGUUGGACAAAGGACCAUCAACAGAUGUAACCUGCACAAGGGAAGAUGGACUGAAGUUUUACAAGCAGAUGUUUGCAAUUCGUCGCUUGGAAGCGGCAGCCAACAGCUUGUAUAAAUCAAAAAUCAUCAGAGGGUUUUGCCACCUUUAUUCUGGCCAGGAAGCCUGUGCAGUAGGUAUGGAGGCAGUCCUCGAGAAGGGGGACAGUGUCAUAACAGCAUACCGCGCACAUGGCUGGGCUUACCUGCGAGGUGUGAGCAUGCCUGGCGUCCUCUGUGAGCUAACUGGACGAGAACCUGGCUGCUCAAGAGGCAAGGGAGGCUCGAUGCACGUUUACUGUCCCGACUUUUAUGGAGGGAACGGCAUUGUUGGCGCACAGGUCCCACUGGGAGCUGGGAUUGCUCUGGCCCACAAGUACCUUGGCACAGACCGAGUCUGCUUGGCGUUGUAUGGGGAUGGUGCAGCCAACCAGGGCCAGGUCUUCGAAGCCUACAACAUGGCUAAGCUAUGGGACUUGCCUUGCAUUUUCAUCUGUGAGAACAAUGGCUUUGCCAUGGGAACUAGUGCCCAAAGAGGUGCUGCCUCUACUGACUACUACACUCGUGGUGACUACAUCCCAGGCCUCUGGGUGGAUGGCAUGGAUGUGCUAGCUGUGCGGGAGGCCACCCGGUUUGCUGUAGACAUGUGCCGCAAGGGCAAGGGACCCGUGGUCAUGGAGGUGGAAACUUACCGGUACUACGGCCACAGCAUGAGUGAUCCUGGCACAAGUUAUCGUACUCGAGAAGAAGUGCAGGAAGUGAGGCAAACAAGGGACCCGAUCACACAUUUCAAGGACAAGCUCAUCAACUCACAGUUGGUUACAAGCGAUGAGUUAAAGAAAGUUGAGUCCGAGGUAAAGGCUGAAGUGGAGGCAGCCACAGAACUGUCAAAGUCCAGCAAGGAAGUUCCGCUUGAAGAACUGUUUGCAGACAUCUAUUUCAAUCCGCUGCGCACAAACAUUCGUGGAACGACCCCCUUCACGGAGCACAAGCACCUUCGGCUGACCCAGCCGUUCAACUACAAGUGACAAUGCUACGAGUAAUAACGAUUCUCUAGGGUUCUAUUUAUUGUCCCGGACUUUUUCUUUAACCCUUGCCAUGUUCACUUCCCGCUUUCUGAAAGUGUAUUUUUUUCCAUUUCUUUUAAAAAAAAUUUAUUGUCUUUACACAUUUGCACAUUAGCGUCAUGCUUUACCGCUUCUCUUCAUUUCUGGUCAUUUGAAGGAAGUGCUUUCUAUGCAGUCACUAAAGCAUGCAUCGGCUCAGAACAUAUUUUAAUUGGUUAUAUUGGCAGGCAAAAUAAAUAAUUGCGAAUGUUGGUGUAAAAAUAAAUGGGCUGUCCCCUUACA
Molecule: messenger RNA, 1643 nt
Organism: Dermacentor andersoni
Lineage: Eukaryota; Metazoa; Arthropoda; Arachnida; Ixodida; Ixodidae
Product: pyruvate dehydrogenase E1 component subunit alpha, mitochondrial-like
Biological process (GO): pyruvate decarboxylation to acetyl-CoA
Cellular component (GO): intracellular membrane-bounded organelle
Molecular function (GO): pyruvate dehydrogenase (acetyl-transferring) activity
Source: RefSeq, a predicted model, not a curated record